AUGCUCGAGGACCCCUCAUAUUCCUCAGUCGUACGUUGGGGCGAUGACGGCGACAGUUUCGUCGUCCUCGAGAACGAAAAGUUUACCAAAUCGAUUCUACCCAAACAUUUCAAGCACUCCAAUUUUGCCAGUUUCGUCCGUCAAUUGAACAAAUACGAUUUCCACAAGGUCCGACAGAAUAAUGAGGAGGGUGGACCUUCGACAUACGGCAACAAUGCCUGGGAAUUCCGUCAUCCUGAAUUCAAAGCGAACAGCAAAGAUACGCUCGAUAAUAUCCGACGAAAAGCUCCUGCUCCUCGAAAACCCUCUAGUCUCAGCGAAGAACAAAUACCCAUUCAGCAGAUCGACCUUAUGAACCAACAGAUCGUAGCGCAAGCGCAACAAAUUGAGUCACUUGUUCAAAGUACCAAUCAACUUCAGAUGAACCACCAAAUGGUGGUACAGGAGCUACUUCGUCUUCAAAAGACCGUCCUCAAUCACGACCGAGUCAUGCAAGAUGUGAUGACAUUCCUACAUUCCGUCGAUGCAAAGCAGCGAAGGGAUAGCAAGGCCAUCUUUGCUCCGCAAUCCGAUCCCGCCCAAACAAGCACGACCCUGACCCCCACCAGUCAAAAUAUGCCUCAGCAAGACGAGGAUGUACCUGCAUCGCCUUUACAGCACGCCUCCAAGCUUCUGCACGAUCUCAAUCCCAACGGUCAGUUCAACAUUAACGGUUUGGAGCAGAUGAAUACAAGCAUUGCAACCCCACCCAUCACUCAAGAUCCUCGGAGUAUGCAAUAUCGAGGUCCCAACUCGGCCACUUCGAGCGGUAGCAUGGGUUUCUCGAAGAUGAAUCCAAAUGAGUUGGAAAGUGUGGUCUAUCCAAUGGGUACCAGUAACGGAAUUGAUCCCAUGUAUAGCGAACACAUCCACAAUAUCCCUUAUGCAUUGCCCUCGAAAGAUACUCAGGAUCCACGUGCGCAGUUCGCUGAGAGUCGCAAGAAGAGUGGGACAGUCGAUCCCGGUUGGAGUCGAUCACCAAGGAUACUGCUUGUCGAGGAUGACCCGACUUGUCGCCAGAUUGGCGGCAAAUUCCUCUACUCUUUCCAAUGCGUUGUGGACUGUGCUUUUGACGGUCUGGAGGCUGUAAGCAAGAUGCAAGAAGGCAACAAGUACGACAUGGUCCUGAUGGACAUCAUCAUGCCAAACCUGGACGGUGUUUCGGCCUGUCACAUCAUCCGCCAAUUCGACAGGACUCCGAUCGUUGCAAUGACCUCGAACAUCCGGUCGGAUGACAUUCAGAUGUAUUUCCACCAUGGCAUGGACGACGUUUUGCCAAAGCCGUUCACUCGAAAGUCACUACUGGACCUGUUAGAAAAGCAUCUUAUGCAUUUGAAAAAGGUUCCACAAAAUAUGGAUGCGCCACUGAUGUCGGCUGCUGUUGGCCCUCCCGGCGGACAUGCCUCUACAGCACACUCCUCACGAGAUGACAUGUCAGCUGCAGCCUCUCCGGCAGGCUCGAGUGGCACAUGGAACUCUCCUAGUCAGUAUUCGGGAGUUUCACCCGUCAACCCAAACAUGCAUCUAUCCGGAAUACCGCAACAGCAACACUAUAUCGAUGCGAAUGGGAAUAUUGCCUCCUAUCAGGGUGGCCCGCAGACUCCCUUGGGUAUGAGACACAACGUCAUGCAAAACCAGGCGCACAGACGAGGACAAUCCGAGAUGUCAGGAGGAGGAGACAUGGGAAGUGCUAACAAAAGGCAACGGAUAUACGCGCCUCAACAGCCCAUGGCAGCUCCUAUGCGACAAUGA
Messenger RNA from Exophiala viscosa, 1791 nucleotides. RefSeq names its product two-component system, unclassified family, response regulator. NCBI's taxonomy places the organism in Eukaryota, Fungi, Ascomycota, Eurotiomycetes, Chaetothyriales, Herpotrichiellaceae. Bases 1 to 1791 code for a protein of 596 amino acids. The transcript has a single exon. Gene Ontology annotation, molecular function: sequence-specific DNA binding; phosphorelay response regulator activity; DNA-binding transcription factor activity. Gene Ontology annotation, biological process: phosphorelay signal transduction system; regulation of DNA-templated transcription. The record is from RefSeq and is a predicted model, not a curated record.